Messenger RNA from Didymodactylos carnosus, 3471 nucleotides. The record is from the annotation of a GenBank genome assembly. NCBI's taxonomy places the organism in Eukaryota, Metazoa, Rotifera, Eurotatoria, Philodinida, Philodinidae.
AUGAAUGCUGCUAAUCGUACCUACACAAUGACUCAGACAACAACGAAUGAACUAAUAUCUAUUUUACAAUCGUCUUAUUUAGAUUCUACUCUAAUGAAUGAUUCAGUUGUUGAGCGUUUAUCAUCAAAUUCAUCAACACUUACUAAUUCUACACAAAUAUUACUAUUAGCUUUAGAUCAACUAGGUAUUGUUUUUUCAUGGAAUACUGGUGAUUGUACAAUACCCACAUCUGUUGCUUCACAAAUAUCAUUAGCUAUUAAUGUUAUUAAUCCAAUAUGUUUCGUUAAAGAAUGGACAGAUAUAACAUUGAUGCCUACAAAUAUGUUACAAUUAACAUUGACAACUGAAGAAUUAGUUAGUGCAGCACAAACAUUAAUGCAACAAUAUAAUUUGCAUUAUUUUAGCAUGAUUAGUGAUUCAAAUGAAUUGUUUUAUUCAUAUUUAGCUCAACAAUUUACAGUUGGACUAAUGUCAACUGCUCUGUAUACAUUAGACAAAUAUUUAAAUGUAUCAGAUAUACUCAAUUAUUCGAUGACACAAUUGACACAAUUAAAAAGUCGAGUUUUAUUUGUUAUUUGUUCCUAUUCUGAUGAACAACGUCUCUAUUCUUUUAUUGUACAAAAUUCUAUAUCCGGUGUGACCUAUAUUUUUUUACGUUGGUCACAAUUUCAUUCAUCAUAUUAUACUUCAUCAUUUUCAUUAAAUUUUAUUGAAAAUAAUAAUCUAUCGCCAACUUAUCUUAGGUCAUUAAAUUCGACAUCAUUUUCUAUUUUACAUUUAUUACCAAUGGAUAUUGGAAAUACAUAUUCACAAUUACUAACAAAUUUAAACCAAAUAUUAUUGUUAAAUCAAACAAGUUUUGCAUCUGUUGAUAGUAUAGUGUAUAUAUUACAUGAAUUAGAAGGUGUACUAUAUUUAAAUCAACAAGGUUCUGGUCAAUCAUCCGCAACAACAGAUCUUGGAAAUAUUUCAUUAUCAAAUCGUAUUCGUCUAUUUAAUUAUUAUCUUGUUGGUAUUAAUUGUAAUGGUACAUGGACACCAUUUAAAAUGAUUUCAAAUAAUUUAACAUGGAUUAGUCUCGAUGGUAAUAUAUGCACCAAAAUGGUAUGGCCUGGCGUUGAUUCAUCGACAACUGUAACAGAUCAAAGUGGUUGGAAUAUAUUAAGAAUUGUACUAUUUUCAUUGUUGGGAGUUGUUGUAGCAUGUGUUAUUGCAUUGAUAACAGUACUUGUUAUUAGAAGUCAACUUGCACGAAAACAAAUGAGUAGAGGUCCAAAUAAAAUUAUAUUAUUACCCGAUGAUCUAAUAUUUGUUAUGCCAAAAGGAUCAAUUUUUACAAGCAGAAUAAAUCUUAAAGCUGAAGCACAUGAACGAAGUAAUAUUUCAAUUCGAAGUGAAGAAAUACAAUCGGGAAAUACGGCACGAUACAAUGGCGAUCUUGUUGAAGUUAAAAAAUUAAAUAUUGGACCACUUUCUCUUCGAACAAAAACGAUGAAAGAAUUACGCAUGCUAAAAGAUCUUCGACAUGAGAAUGUAAACACAUUUAUUGGUAUUUUUAUUGACCAGCAAAUGCCCGCAUUAAUAUACGAAUAUGGACAUCGUGGAAGUUUAGAAGAUAUAUUAAAAAAAGAAGAAAUUAAACUUGAUUGGAAUUUUAAAUGGUCAAUGUUAAAUGAUCUUGUUCGAGGUAUGCGAUAUUUAUCUCAUUCACCAAUUAAAUGUCAUGGAAAUUUAAAAUCACGAAAUUGUGUUGUUGAUUCAAGAUGGGUACUGAAAGUAACCGAUUAUAGAAUGAACGAAAUUUAUGUACUACAAAAUUCUCCUCGAAUUGUUGAUAUGUCAGAUUUAUUAUGGAGUGCUCCUGAACAUGUUCGGACAGCCAUAAUUAAAGGUGAUAUUGCAACGGUGACAACAAGCUCAAUAGCCGGUGAUGUGUACAGUUUUGGUAUUAUAAUGCAAGAAGUGAUACUUAGAGGCGCACCAUUUUGUAUGCUGGAUUUAACAGCAACAGAAAUAAUUGCAAAAAUUCGUAAACCACCACCUUUAUUACGUCCAUCUGUCUCCAAACAAACUGCGCCACCAGAAUAUAUCAAUAGUAUGAAACAAUGCUGGGCUGAACAACCGGAAACACGACCAACGUUUGCCGAUUUAGCUCAAUCAAUUAAAUCUUUGAAUGGUGGAAAAAAAGUUAAUAUUGUCGAUACAAUGUUUAAAAUGCUUGAACAAUAUUCAAAUAAUCUUGAAGAACUUAUUCGAGAACGUACAACCCAAUUGGAAGAAGAAAAGAAGAAAACAGAUAAGUUGUUAUCACAAAUGCUACCACCAACGGUUGCUGAAAGUUUGAAGUCGGGUACAACUGUUGAAGCUGAAUGGUUUGAAAUGGUAACAAUAUAUUUUUCGGAUAUUGUCGGAUUUACUACCAUCUCAGCAUUAAGUGGCCCAAUGGAAGUUGUUGAUCUUCUAAAUGAUUUGUAUACAAUGUUUGAUUCAAUAUUAGAAGAUUUUGAUUGUUAUAAAGUUGAAACAAUUGGUGAUGCGUACAUGGUUGUAAGUGGUUUACCAAUUCGAAAUGGUAUUAGACACGCAUCAGAAAUAGCUACAAUGGCAUUGACUUUACUACAUCAUUGUGGAAAAUUUAAAAUUAGACAUAUGCCUGGUGUACCAUUACGUCUAAGAAUUGGAUUGCAUUCUGGUGCAUGUGUUGCGGGUGUGGUAGGUUUAAAAAUGCCCCGUUAUUGUUUAUUUGGCGACACUGUCAAUACAGCUAGUAGAAUGGAAUCAACAAGCAUGGCAUUUCGCGUACACAUGAGUGAAACAACAGCAGGCUUACUAGAAGAGAUUGGUGGUUUUAAAUUAGAAUUUCGUGGCAUUACGGAAAUUAAAGGAAGAGGAAAUUAUAAAACAUACUGGCUUCAAGGACAAGAAGGUUUUGACAAGGAACUUCCUGAGGCAGUUAUAUCGGAAGAUAAUCACGGUCUCGACAAAGAACUCGUCAAAUUGGUUGAGAAACAGGCAAAAGAACUUGAUGAAGUUCAACUACUGAAAAAAAGCGAAAUGGUAUCUAAGCAAACUAAAAACAAUAACGUUGAAGUACACGUAAAAAGUAUAUCAGAAGUACGACCUACCGAUAUCACUGAAACGCAAACAAAAAUCACCGUGGCCGAAGCAACAAAAUCUCGAACAGAUCGUAUAGACACAGUAGCUUCGGGUAAUACCGAUACAAAUUCCCCGGCAAAAACAGCUGAUUUAUUGCGUUUCACUCCACCACCCACCACACCGUCGACUCGUCCCCCACCACCCACCACACCACCUGCUCUUCCUCCACCGCCGUCUUCCGUCCAGCAACACCGUGUUAAAUUUAUGCAGCAACAAACAGUAUCAUCGUCGUCCAAUACUAAUCAUACUAGUGGAAAAUUACAAAAUGGAAAUGGGUCCAUAUUGAACCGAAGAGUAUCAAAAGCAAAAUGGUGA